AAACGAGAUGAAGAAACAACCAUGGACAGAAUGCAUGUAUAUAAAUACAAAUUCGUGGAGAAUAUAUUGGACAAUGGUGCUUAUAUCCCAGAGAACAAAUGUUUCUGCCGUCAUGGAUAUUGCUUAAAACCUGGCUUAAUUGAUGUCACCGACUGUUACUAUGGAUUUCCAAUUGCUCUCUCGUAUCCGCACUUCUACAAGGCUGAUCCGAGCAUCUUGGAAGCUGUCGAAGGGUUGAAUCCAAAUCCUGAUCUUCAUGAAUCUUUUCUCUAUGUUCAACCAAAGUCAGGUCUACCUUUGAAAUUCGCGUUCCGUUUUCAAAUCAACAUGGCUUUGCAAAAUAUCGGUCACAUGUCCAGAGUGGAGAAAUUCGAAAAUUUCGUGCUACCGUUGCUGUGGUUCGAAAUCGGAAUGUCCAAGUUGCCAAUGUCGAUGCUAGUUCGUUUUUGGUUCUAUUUGAAUUUCUUACCAGUUCUCCAGAGUGUUUUGAUUUAUCUCUCGAUGCUCGCCGGUUUUGUACUUAUAAGCCUUUGUAUUCGCAAGAUCAUUAUAUGCCAGUCGACAGAAUCGACGUUGACCCGACAGUGGCUCAGUUCUGAAAUAAAAAGCAAAAAGAUACAAAUUUUGAAUAAUAGGCGAAUGUCGUGUAAGAUCGACGAAAUGGACAGUUCGUUAAUCGAGUCGAAGAAUGAGAAGGUACUUGAAACGGCACUGGAUUUACCAUCUUUGAAAGAAGACAUCGUGUAA
Messenger RNA from Heterotrigona itama, 747 nucleotides. The record is from the annotation of a GenBank genome assembly. Lineage: Eukaryota; Metazoa; Arthropoda; Insecta; Hymenoptera; Apidae.